AUGCUUGUUUAAUUGCGUGUAAUUGUGGGAGAGAGAUUUGCGGACAGUCAUUCUCACAGUGAACUUUUAGCCCGUCCUGUGUCUCUGAGUAAUCUUAUAAAACACCGACUUGAGAGACAUAACAUUUUUACACUGAUUUUGAUCUGAAAAAAACAAAACCUGCACCAUAGCUUUUACCUAAACCUCCUGGGGGUGGAAAGAAAUAUUAUCUCAGGCCCUGACGGUAAGGUCAUCUUACAGGGGUAGAUUGCAGCCCUGGUAUUGAUGAAUGGACCGUCUCGGACUUAUUGCCAAACAGAGAGAAGUCAGGAAAUGACAGAAGAACAAGAUCAGCGAAUUAUGCCAAACGUUUUAGGGAACCAGUUGCAAUCGCUCAUGUCUCAUAAUACAUUAACUGAAAACUAAAAAAAUAUUAACAUUCAUUUGGGGGAAAUGCUAUAUGAUCUGAUUAUGUUUCUUUCAGAUUGCUUUCUUGAUCUAUAGACAAUUCAGAAGAGUUUAACAGUAGCUCGAAUGCUUUCAAGUGGAUUUUUUUCCAACUACAAGCUAUUUUCCCCCACAAUUGAAGGUAACGCCAUUGACAGGCGACCCAACCAAUCUUACGGCCGAAUCCGGCGAUUCUGUCCAACAAACAAACCAGGCUAGAGUGGAUUAACGUCAGCGAACCUGAAAAAUGUUGCAUGUUGGCAUUGCAGUCGUGUUCGUUCAUGUUUAUUUCACGCUACACCUGGUAUGGAGGAAAAGAUUCACGUCGAAGAGCCACAAAACGGCAUUUAUUGUUUGAAUUUCUUCCUAAACUGUAAUUGCGAAUUGGAAAGUGACCCCAUAAAGACGUCGGAGCACGCAACUUUCACGUUCAGGUCCAUCGACGUUCGUAUCUUCUCCUGUCUGGUUGGUACGUUGGAAAAAGAUUCGGCAUAAUGGUUGGUCCUGUCGAUCAGACUGCCUUCCAAGGGUCAGUUAGCGGUGUACACUUCUUAUAGUAAAGGUGCUCGAAAGCCCCCAAGUGAUACCAUAAAGGCUCCACAAACUCCAAUGCAGUUAUGUUAUUAAAUAUGAUCUGAUUGACCUAUAAAUGGAUGGGGAAAUGGUUAAACGUGUCUUUUCAUGUAGCGUUUGUGUGCGUUUUUCUUCACUGAGCGGGAACAAGCGCAUCUGCACCGUUCGACGCCACUUCACAGAGCCUCGAGAUAAUAAAAAAAAUCCAGUUUUCCCAUAAUUAUGGUUUCGGUGGAGAACGUAGGAAAUAGCUGUGGCGUAACUGUACGCGAAAACUGGACAAAUAAAGCUCAGAAGCGCGCGCUGCUCGUUUACACUUGUAGAUAGUUGCGUUUUAACGCGUCCAUGCGGAUGCAUUCAUCCAAAUCACUUCAUUGCUUUUGUAUCACAGUCGAACGAGGUAAAUGAAUACCCCAGGACUGUCGCCCGUGCCUUUUUGAAGCGGUACAAUUACACGAAGCACCGCAUAUCGCACCGAUCACUUGCCUCUCGAGUGCUUUGGAUUACACCAGAUCUUUUUUUACACGGCAGCAUUUCCCUUUAGGUUUUUCGAAAGCGCUCUCUGUGGAAAGUUUGUCAUCACGUCUUCCCGUGAUCAUGUGGGAGGCGACUUGGUUUCAUGUAUUGCAACAUCUCGAGUCAAAACUGGACAAUGCGAAGGGGUGUGUGUGUGUGAUGUAAAUGCCUCCGUGUGUUGGGUACGUGCUCAGUCACCCGAAGUGAGAUGUGGGGUGGGCGCUAAAUGAAAGCUACACUUAUAAAAAAAUGACAAAACUCGGCGGAGGUCAGAUCUUGAAAAGACCGAAAGCUCUGAUCAUCUUUUUUUUUUUACCUGCAAACAAAUAAAGAACAAGUGCCACUGGACCUGUCGUCAUUUAAAAGGUCAGCAUGGGCGAGUGGGGCUUCCUCUCCAAUCUUUUAGACAAAGUGCAGUCUCACUCGACCAACAUUGGGAAAGUGUGGCUGACGGUUCUUCUGAUCUUCAGGAUCAUGGUUCUCGGCGCUGGACUGGAUAAAGUCUGGGGAGACGAACAGUCCAGCAUGGUGUGCAACAUCAAGACCCCCGGCUGCUUGAACGCGUGCUAUGACCACGUCUUCCCCAUCUCCCACAUGCGCUUCUGGGUGCUCCAAAUCAUCUUCGUGGCCACGCCAAACCUGGUCUACCUCGGCUACGUCCUGCACGUCAUCCACCAGGAAAACAAACUGAGGCAGCAUCUACAAAACCAGGCAGAGAAGCACGGGCAAAAACUGCCGAAAUACACCGACGACAACGGGAAGAUUUACUACAAAGGGAGCCUGCUCGGCUGCUAUAUGUUGAGUCUCACUGUUACCAUUUUGUUCGAGGCGGGCUUCAUCGUGGCCCAGUACUAUUUAAUCGGCCUUUGGAUGCCCGCACAGCUAGAAUGCAAGGUGGACCCUUGCCCUGCGGUCGGCCUGCAUUGCUUCACGUCCCGGCCGACCGAAAAGUCCGUCUUCAUCGUCUUCAUGCUCAUUGUGGCGUGCGUGUCUCUAGCUUUGAAUCUGGGAGAGAUCUUCUAUCUGAUGGGUCGUAGAGGGGAAUACAAGAGGAGGAAACCAGCAGCGACUGAAACGCAGAAAUUGACCCCCGCCGAGACAUUUUGCUGAAACGUCGUACUUCUCUUAAAGCUUGCUGUAUCUACUAACUUUGUCAGCAAAAGUUUAAUAAACCAUCGUUUCAUUGGUGGCAA
Messenger RNA from Puntigrus tetrazona (Sumatra barb), 2708 nucleotides. It is a transcript of the gene gja12.2, whose product is annotated as gap junction protein alpha 12.2. The transcript is spliced from 2 exons. NCBI's taxonomy places the organism in Eukaryota, Metazoa, Chordata, Actinopteri, Cypriniformes, Cyprinidae. The record is from RefSeq and is a predicted model, not a curated record. Gene Ontology annotation, cellular component: connexin complex. Bases 1888 to 2625 code for a protein of 245 amino acids. Gene Ontology annotation, biological process: cell communication.